AAAUUUGUUGUUUAUUAAAAUUCGUUUUAUUUGUUGCCUAUUACCUCGUUAAAAAAUAGUCACAUUUAAAGCAUUUUAACUAACUAAUGCUCCUAUUCUCGUCAUAAGAUGAAAACAACUGGCGGUGGCUCAUCUGAGGAGCCUAGCAAAUCAUCUUUAUCCAAAGUAAGCAAAAAGUCAACAAAAUCACGUGCCAAGUCCACUAAGUCGUCGGAAGCCGGCAACAAAUCCUCUGUCUUGGCUACCAACGUAGUUAACCCUAUAGUCAGUUUGCCCGCUACGCCCAUACAUCUUAAUGUAGUCACAACACCUACUACGCCCACCAGUAAUUUAGGUAACUGCAAUUUGUUUGACUCUUCGUUUGCCCUUGCCGGCCAUGGACAUGGAGUGGCCGCCGAAGCAACAAAUGCGUCCAACAAAGUGAGUCAUCACAAGAACUAUGCCGGCUUUGAUCCACGCAGCAUAAGAAUUUUUUGGGAGCAGCAUGAUCAAACUGAUGUGGAGCUGUCACAUGACGUGUGUGCGAGAUUGGCGGAAGAUGCUUCGUAUAAAGUUUGGGAGCUCAUUAAUAACUUGAAGGUUUAUUCGCGCCACUCUGGCGGUGUAGUUACCUAUGAUUUAGUCAACGAAGUACUUAAAGAUGCGGAUGUGCCACCAAUGCUGGGUGCCGUGGACAGCGAUUACGAUUGCAUUAAUUACGAUGGCAGCUUCUUUUAUCACUCGGAUAAAAUCUUUGAGCUACGCGACGAAUUUCAAAAGAAAAUAAAGCUCUCGUUGCCAAGUGAUGAAGACUUUGGCUGCAGCUGUCCCAUAGAGGAUAAAAGCACAGAGCAGCUGAAGAUGUUUGUGCAAAGUCUAGUAACAGCUGGCAUAUUCGGCGGCGCAAAGGCUCGAACUGCAGCCAUAACACAAGCCUAUGAGACGCCUCUGAUGGGCGCCUGCUAUCGUGUUAUAGUGAGCAAGCUGCUGCAGUUGCUCGCUUUCAAGCAGCAUGAUAAUCUGAGUCAACGAUGCUGGCGCCUGUUGCGCGCUUGCAAUUAUAAUUCAAACGCGAAUCAAAUCAGCUGUCGUAGCGAGUACUUUCAUCUGGCCGAAGUGCUCAUUAGUCAGUUGAUGGCACCCUAUGAAACAAUUAAAGUAGCUCAGUCACAAGCUACGUCCGCUGAAAUGGAAACUAAUGUUGAGCCCAAGCGGGAGGUCGAGCCAACUGCAACGGAAGGAGCAGAGGAAACCAUAUACAAGCAAGAGGAAGAUGCUGAGCAGCAGGCGGAUCAGAAGUCGCACCAAUUGUCGAAUUACUUUGCCACAGCCGUUGCCGAUUCCUAUGUGAAUGAUCUCUGCGAGACUAUAGGCCAGUUGGCGGCGCAGAGCGGAUACUUGCAUGGAGAGUGUCUAUUUUUGAUUAAGCGUAGACUGACAAGAUUCUUCGAAGGGCGUUCCGUAUGCAGUGAGCGUGAUUAUAAAUAUAUAAGUCGCGCUAUACGUGGCUUGCUUGCAUUGGGGGAGUACGCCUUUCGUGAAUUUAUACCCUAUAUUUAUAAAAUUAAUGUCAAUGAUAUACCAGAUAGUCUCUGGCAAGACUUGGCGCCAGCUGCUAUAUUUCUUGGUGGCCGUGAUGAUAUACACUUGUAUGAAUGGCUGGAGUUUGGCUGCGGAGCUGCCAAGUUGCAGCCUUUUAUGGUGCACUAUGCGACUGCUUUAGAGAAAAUGCUGGCCAAGCGAUAUGUAUUCGCUAGACGACCUGCUUACAAAAUCGGAGCGCAUCUGGGAGUGCGUCGCUUGGAAUGGAGCACGCUGGCAGCUGCUAUGUGCCACGGCGAUGAUCCCGGCAAGGCGCUGAAACCAAAGCCAGCUAUGAAUGAUAUUUUUCCGGACCGAACGCUCCCCAAUUUAAGGCUCAAUUGUGCAGGCACAAUACGUUUUAAAUUUGCCGGCUGCCGGCCUGUGCUGCUCAAGCCCAAGGGAGUCGCAGCAGCGCAUUUUAUGGACUCGCCUUCAACUAAUGGCGGCAGCGAUAUAGCCUACUCGGACAUACUCAUAGCCAAGCGAAGAACGCUCAAGCCGUUGACUAAUAUAAGGCGAGUUGUGCCUAUUGACAGCUAUCACUAUUUGCGAAUCUAAUUUAAGCACAUCAAAUGGAUCGUCCUG
Drosophila busckii is the source of this 2148-nucleotide messenger RNA. RefSeq lists its product as uncharacterized. The transcript has 7 exons. NCBI's taxonomy places the organism in Eukaryota, Metazoa, Arthropoda, Insecta, Diptera, Drosophilidae. Gene Ontology annotation, cellular component: SAGA complex; transcription factor TFIID complex; SLIK (SAGA-like) complex. Gene Ontology annotation, biological process: RNA polymerase II preinitiation complex assembly; transcription initiation at RNA polymerase II promoter. Bases 109 to 2121 code for a protein of 670 amino acids. Gene Ontology annotation, molecular function: transcription coactivator activity; RNA polymerase II general transcription initiation factor activity. The record is from RefSeq and is a predicted model, not a curated record.